AUGGGAGGUUUGAAUUUGGGUGGUGCAGUUGAAGAGAGCCAUUUGGUACCGGGGCAGACGAAAAGGUCUUGCUCGUCUUCAAAGAAGAGCUGCCAAAACAGCCAGAACCAGGUUGUUAUGAGUCCACCGCGGCCGCAGCAAGCGAAGAGCAGUAGGGGAAGGAAAGGAAGGCAAGGGAAGAAGAUGGAUUCUAAAUUUCUAAUAAAAGAAGAAGCGAUGGCGGAAUCCAGCAGCGCAGAUACGAGGACCACCGUCAUGAUCAAGAACAUUCCCAAUAAGUACAGUCAGAAGCUACUAUUGAAUAUGCUGGACAACCACUGUAUUCACUGCAACGAGCAGGUUGUUGCCAACGGCGGCGGUGAUGAUGGUGAUGAUGAUGAGCAGAAGCAGCCUUUCUCCUCCUACGAUUUCGUAUAUCUUCCCAUUGAUUUCAAUAACAAGUGCAAUGUGGGAUAUGGGUUUGUGAACAUGACGUCGCCGGAGGCAACGUGGAGGCUGUACAAGGCCUUCCAUCUUCAGCAUUGGGAGGUCUUCAAUUCCAGAAAGAUCUGCGAAGUCACCUACGCUAGAGUUCAGGGACUGGAAGCGUUGAAAGAGCAUUUCAAGAACUCGAAGUUCCCGUGCGAGAUGGAGCAUUACCUGCCAGUGGUGUUUUCACCGCCUCGGGACGGGCGGCAACUCACCCACCCACUUCCCAUUGUUGGCGCCCAAACCCUUAAUAACAAUAUUAAUAUUAAUAUCUCCUCCUCUUCCUCCUCCCCCGUUUCUCUCUUGCUCCCUCCUGUGCCGCCUCAUCUUCACGAUCAACACGACCAUGAUAUGGAUGCGCCCGUGUCUACCUGCGACUCUGACGACGACGACGACGAUGACGACGAAGACAGCAGUCGAAGCGGCGGCGUUUUCAUGCCCGACGACGACGACGACGACGAUGAUGAUGAUGAUGAUGACGAACGAGACAGACAGACAGCUAGCGCCUCCCUAGAAACAAAAGGCUAUACCUAUAAUACCCUCUAA
Prunus armeniaca (apricot) is the source of this 1014-nucleotide messenger RNA. The record is from the annotation of a GenBank genome assembly. NCBI's taxonomy places the organism in Eukaryota, Viridiplantae, Streptophyta, Magnoliopsida, Rosales, Rosaceae.